AUGACUACCAGCGCUUCUGCCUCCCAGUUACAAAAGCGUCUGCCAGAAGAAAAACCUUGGCCCCAACUAAGCGGCUGCAACGAAGAUGCUCAAGCCUUCAAAUGCAAAUACGUCACCAACCAUAACUCCUUGGGUGAUGGGAAUUUCAGUGUCGUCAAGGAGUGUAUGAACGUUCAAACAAAGGAUUUGUAUGCGAUGAAACUGAUUAAGAAGCAAACCGUUAGAAACAAAAUCCAGCUUAUCCAAAGGGAAUUUGACCUGUUAAGGUCGAUAAGCGAAAAAAUCAGAGAUAUGGAGAAGAAAAACGAGCACUCCCUGGACAUUUUUGAAGGACACCACCAUAUAUUACAGCUUUUCGACUACUUUGAAACAGCGGAUAACAUCGUACUGAUUACCCAGCUGUGUCAGAAGGGCGACCUGUAUGAAAAAAUUGUCGAAAACCAAGCUCUAGACCUCCAGACUCAGGUCACGUCAUACUGUGCCUGUAUAGUAAGCAUUUUGGAGUUUUUGCAUUCGCAAGGUAUUGUUCACAGAGACUUGAAAGCGGAAAAUGUUUUAUUUAGAUUAAGAGUAAACGAAAACGAAAAAAACCUGCAGGGUGAACAUCAUGGGGACUUUAAGUACGAUCUUUUGGCCCAUGACCUGGUCCUUGCCGAUUUCGGUCUUGCUGCUGAAUACAACACCACAAAGGUCAACUCGCUGAAGGAGUUUGUCGGUACAAUCUCGUACAUUGCUCCGGAGAUCGUUAAAUGCAAAGGUGUCGGUGAUAUGUCUACUGACCAAGUGGGUGAACUAGAGAAAUAUGGCUGUCCCGUUGACAUAUGGGCCCUCGGUGUCUUGACAUACUUCAUGGCUUUCGGCUACACUCCCUUCGACUGCACUACAGAUGAUGAGACAUUGGAAUGUAUUUCCAAAUGCGAUUAUUACGUCGACGAGCAAACAAUGCACGACCCCAAAUAUGAACAGUUUUGGAACUUCGUUCAAUGUUGUUUCACCGUCGAUCCCGCCGUUAGGCGCUCCGCCACAAACUUAAAACACCAUCCUUUCAUCAAGGAUUAUUUUGCUACUUCAAACUCUUUACACAAGAAGGAUACCACGAAUUUCGUAUUCAACCCGACGAUAAGAAGAGUAUCUUCUACGGCGUCCAUGCACACUUUAAGAUCGCCAUCGAAAUCGAGAAAAACCACCACACUGGCUUAUUUAAACAUGGACGGCGGGUCCUCAGAAACUUCCACUGCUUUUAACAGCAAGAUGGACUUGCCUGACCUUUACGUUGAUAGAACCAUCAAUUCCCGUGAACGAUCACUAAACAGAAUUAGAGACACUUUGAAGAAGACAUUAUCCAUGACUUCUUUGAAGCCCGCUGCGACCCAUGAAUUUCUCCACGCUAACAAGAGUGGCACUUCAUCCUCAUCAAAGUCUGGGCUCGUGAAAAAGAAUUCUACGUUUGUUCUGGACCCUAAGCCACCAAAAAAUAGCUUGAUGAACGGCUGUUUUAGUACCACACCGGAAUCCCGUUCAAACUUCAAUACCCCCAAAAGCUUAUCUAGACAAGGCUCAUCAACCAGUGUGAAGAAGUUUGUUAAUGAAAUGGAUCUGCUUUUGACCCCACGUACCGCUUCGAUGAGCAGCCACGAUACCACAGCUAUAAACGAUAAUGAUUUUAUAAACGAUAAGAAUUCUUCAAGAAAACACGCAGCCUCAUUCCAGGUGAAUGUUGAUGACUCUGACGGUGAUGAAACUAUGUUAAUAUAG
This is a messenger RNA of Saccharomyces eubayanus, 1755 nucleotides long. It is a transcript of the gene TDA1, whose product is annotated as protein kinase TDA1. Gene Ontology annotation, molecular function: calmodulin binding; calcium/calmodulin-dependent protein kinase activity; ATP binding. Gene Ontology annotation, biological process: cellular response to oxidative stress; protein phosphorylation. The coding region runs from base 1 to 1755 and encodes 584 amino acids. The transcript has a single exon. The record is from RefSeq and is a predicted model, not a curated record. NCBI's taxonomy places the organism in Eukaryota, Fungi, Ascomycota, Saccharomycetes, Saccharomycetales, Saccharomycetaceae.